CAGAAAAAGCCAAAGUAUUCGGCAACACGCCGGCUGCUCCUAAAGACCAAACUGCUGAAAAAGGCAGGGAUAAUGCUGGUGGCUGAGGUUGCGGACAAGAAACGUGAAAGAGAGAGCGCUCUGAAUGAGAGAGCCCCACCCCUCAAACUGUCUGGCCUGUCUGUGCAGGAGCUACAGGACCUUUGUAAAGACCUACACAAAAAGAUUGAUAUCGUAGAUGAGGCACGAUAUGACAUGGAAAUCAAAGUGGGGAAAAAUGAUUUAGAGAUUAAGUCGCUGACCCAGAAGAUCGAUGAGAUUAAGGGGUCGAAGAAGCCUACUCUGAAGAGGGUGAAAAAGUCUGCCGCCGACGCCUUGUCGGGAGCCGUGGCCGACACUGGCAAAAUGAAGGCUGACUUCACAUCCGGCCUCAAGAAAGUCAAGAAGGAAGAGGAGAAGAAAGAAGAGGUGACUGACUGGCGUAAGAAUGUGGAUGCCAUGUCUGGCAUGGAGGGCAGAAAGAAGCUGUUUGAUGCUGGAAAAUAAGCAGGGUCAUGUUGUACCACCAUUAAGAGAGAAGUAUGCCAAGACUGUAAGAACCCACGAAGAAGAGAGAGAGGAGGUCAGUUCUAGAUGAGAUGUGAAUUUCAUGUUGUGAUAUGAAAUGAAUUUUAUAAAGAAUCAUGUCAACCAUAUCAACCAUGUCAAUUUUACAUGUGUGUCCCCUGUUUAAUGUGAUAUGAGAGUUUGCUAGUUCACAGGGGAUAUUGUUGAUAUUAUAUAUUGUAGAUAUGUUAUAGAUAGUUGUGUUAUAAAUUAUGUGUUGAUAGAAUCAGUUAUUUAUGAUGUACUGGUAGUAUCCCUUAUGUAAAAAACACAUGAUUUCAAGUGGAAAAUCACAUGAUUUCACAUGUGAAAUUUCCACGUUUUGCACAUGUAAAAGUUUAUUGUGAAACAAUGUGGUUUUGGAACACUUCACAUGUGAGGAUAUUUCACAAUAAAUUUCACUUGGAUUUUCACGAUAUCAAAUUAUAUUUCACAUGUGAACCAAUGUGGUUUUGGAACACUUCACAUGUAAAUUAUAUUUCACAUGAAGUUUCAUGUGGAUUCAAAUGUUCACUUGUGUAUAUUUUUCACAUGAGAUUUCACAGGUGAUGAUGCCCUGCAUACAAUAAUUUGUCACAAAAUAGUUGCAGUGUUUUCAACUUACGUAUUUGACACACAUGAUUAUAUUGUGCAUGUUUAUUUCAGUGGAGGGGAGGACGGCUCAUAAUAAUGUCUGGAACGGAGCGAAUGGAAUGGCAUCAAACACAUGGAAACCAUGUGUUUGAUGUUGUUACCUUUCCACCUAUUCUGCUCCAGCCAUUAACACAUGCCCGUCCUCCCCAAGUAUGGUGUCACCAACCUCCUGUAUGUUUAUUUAUACAGUAAUUACUAUUCAACAUGUCCUCACCUUCCUGCCAUGCCACCAUGUCUGUGUCAAUGACUGAUUUCACCUGUAUUCCUACACUUUGGACUUCAAAGUGAAUCUUAGCUUUGUAUAAUACACUCAAGAAAAUCUAUUAUAUUUAUCAUAGUGAUUCAUCAACAUCAGACAAUUAUACAGAAAACCCUCAAAUUGCUGAAAUAAGUAAACUAAAUCAAUGAUGAGAGAAUAGUCAGAUUAAAUGAUAACUGAAAUAGCAGUGCAGAUGGCCCUCUUUUACUAAGUGCAGAGAUGUAUUAUAGGUGCUGAAUGUGUAGGGGAUUUCUGAGAAGGGUACAGACUUUGUGGCGCAGCAGAAAGGUCAGCGUACCCCAAUUCCCAGUUGGGGUCAUAUUGAAAAGUCUACUAAGUGAUCAUGUAAAAUGUAAUCAUUUUUCUAUUGAUGAAAGGUUUUUGCACUAUUUUAGCUGAACAACGUACCAUUUACCUUAAACCCCCCCUACCAUUUCAUUACUUCUCUAUCAAAAGAAAAUGUGAAAGGUGCAGUUUCACAUGUGAAACCAUAUAUAUUACAUUUAGAGUUCAUAAUUUAACACCAGUUUUUCACAUGUGAGGAGAAUAACAUUUUGUGAAAUUUGCAGAUUCACAUGUGAAAUUUGCAGUUCCAUAUAUGAAAAACUUUCACAUGUGAAAAUGAAAUUCAGCAUUUUAACAUGUGAAAAACUUUCACAUGUGGAAUUGCAUUUUCACAUGUGAAAAUCGAAUUUGUCACAGUCUUCAUCAUUGACUUCUAUUUUAGGAUAAUACGAUGAUUUCACUUCCCCGAGGUCAUUCAUUAUCCACCUACAAAACAUUCUCAGUCGACUCCUUAUAAGUGUAUGUGGAAUAAGUACUAACUAAGUGCACGGUAAUGUGGUUCACUAGCCUGGUCCCAUUCUGUAUAGCAGAAUGUAUAGCCAACCCUUCUAUUGUUGUCAUGACAUAUGAUGCAGGCUGCAGUGCAUGAAACCUCUAUCUUACUUUACAUUGGUCUUUCCCAACCCUGGUCCUCCAGUACCCCCAUUAAACCCCUAUCUUACUUUACAUUGGUCUUUCCCAACCCUGGUCCUCCAGUACCCCCAACAGUACACAUGUUUAUAGGGACCCUGGACAAGUGUAACAGUAUAACUUUAGACUGUCCUCCCGCCCCGACCUCGGGACCCUCUGCACCCAUCAACUUUACAUUGGUCUUUCCCAACCCUGGUCCUCCAGUACCCCCAACAGUACACAUGUUUAUAGGGACCCUGGACAAGCACCCCUGAUUCAACUGAUCCUCAAGCCCUCAAUGAGUUGAAUGAGGUGUGCUUGUCCAGGGUCACAAUACAAAUGUGUUCUGUUGGGGGUAUUGGAGGACUAGCAUAUGUGGAAUUGCAAGUUCACAUGUAAGAAACAUUCACACGUGAAAAUUUAAUUUGCAGUUUUACAUGUGAAAAACGUUCAAAUGUUGUCACAGGUGAAGUGUCAUGGCAUCACAUGUUGAAAUUUGCAUCCUCAUGUUGUCACAUUUAUUUCACUUGAGAUCAUCUUUUCACAUGUGUAGUUUCAUGUUACCACAUUUACUUCACAUGUGAAAUUCAUGUGUUUUUCCGUAAGGGAUUGUAGUUCUGUAGGUGGAUUUAUAACUGUCAAUAUCAUCUGAAUAGAUAUUUCAGGUCAGAGCCAGGAAUGUGAUGAUAUUAACUGUACAGUAUCUGAAAAGUUGUACAUUUUCAGUUGAUUUAGCAAAAUAAAAAAAGAUAAUUGCUAUUGAGAGAGUGAAGCCAUGUUAUUUUGAUGUACAGACUUGGUGUAGCCUACAUUAAAUUUGACUGAAUGUACAGAAUUGGUGUACACACUGCUACAUUUGACUGAAUGGUUUAAAAGUUACUUAUUUAUUUGAUAUGAAUGUAAA
This is a messenger RNA of Salvelinus fontinalis (brook trout), 3335 nucleotides long. RefSeq names its product troponin I, cardiac muscle-like. NCBI's taxonomy places the organism in Eukaryota, Metazoa, Chordata, Actinopteri, Salmoniformes, Salmonidae. Bases 73 to 525 code for a protein of 150 amino acids. The record is from RefSeq and is a predicted model, not a curated record. Gene Ontology annotation, cellular component: troponin complex. Gene Ontology annotation, biological process: muscle contraction. The transcript is spliced from 6 exons.